AUGGAGGACAGUGAAGGGGUCCAUGAUUAUAUCUCUCGUGUUCUCACUAUUGUUAAUCAAAUUUGGGAACUUGGUCACAAGCUUGGACAGUCAGAGGUAGUGUCUAAGGUCUUGAGGAGCUUAGCAGCAAAAUUCGACUUUGUUGCAGUGGCAAUUGAAGAGUCUAAGGAGAUUUCAAAGUUCAUACUUGAUGAUUUCAGUGGGACAGUGCAAGCUCAUGAGGUGAGAGUUAACCGUGCCUCGGCUAAGUUUGGUGAGAAAGCUCUUCAUGUGAAGGGUGAGUCCACAAGUGCCAAUCAAAGCAAGGAAGAAGCCUCAGUGAGCUCCUGGGAUGAUGGCAGGGGUCGUGGGAGAUCCUUCACUCGUGGGAGAGGAAGAUGUCGCUUUGGCUGA
Dioscorea cayenensis subsp. rotundata (Guinea yam) is the source of this 393-nucleotide messenger RNA. RefSeq lists its product as uncharacterized. The transcript has a single exon. The coding region runs from base 1 to 393 and encodes 130 amino acids. The record is from RefSeq and is a predicted model, not a curated record. NCBI's taxonomy places the organism in Eukaryota, Viridiplantae, Streptophyta, Magnoliopsida, Dioscoreales, Dioscoreaceae.